AUGCCUGUCUCUGCCUCUCUCCGCCAAGAGCGCAGCCAGGAGCGGCCGGUGAGCCUGACCUCCACCACCUCCUCAUCGGGUUCAUCCCGUGACAGCCGCGGUGCCAUGGAGGAUCCCAAUGGCUCCGAGGCUUCUGCUGAGAACGGGGCAGGCUCCCCGCGCGGCCGGCAUCCCCCCAACGGCAACCCCAACUCCAGUGGCUGGCUGAGCGUGAGGGGGCCCCUGUCUCCGUUCAGCAGCCGGGCCCCGGCGGCCCCGGCACAUAAGCUCAGCUACCUGGGCCGAGUGGUGCGGGAGAUCGUGGAGACGGAGCGGAUGUAUGUGCAGGACCUGCGCAGCAUCGUGGAGGACUACCUCUUGAAGAUCAUUGACACGCCUGGGCUGCUGAAGCCAGAACAAGUCAGCGCCCUCUUUGGGAACAUAGAAAACAUCUAUGCACUGAACAGCCAGCUACUCAGAGACCUGGACGGCUGCAAUAGUGACCCUGUGGCUGUGGCCAGCUGCUUUGUGGAAAGGAGCCAAGAGUUUGAUAUCUACACCCAGUAUUGCAACAACUACCCCAACUCAGUGGCCGCCCUGACCGAGUGCAUGCGGGACAAGCAACAGGCCAAGUUCUUUCGGGACCGGCAGGAGCUGCUACAGCACUCUCUGCCCUUGGGCUCCUACUUGCUGAAGCCCGUCCAGCGCAUCCUCAAGUACCACCUGCUGCUCCAGGAAAUCGCCAAACAUUUUGAUGAAGAAGAAGACGGCUUCGAGGUGGUGGAGGAUGCCAUUGACACCAUGACCUGCGUGGCCUGGUACAUCAAUGACAUGAAGAGGAGGCACGAGCAUGCAGUCCGGCUCCAGGAGAUUCAGUCACUGCUCAUCAAUUGGAAGGGACCAGACCUGACCAUCUAUGGGGAGCUCGUCCUGGAGGGCACGUUCCGCGUGCACCGCGUGCGCAACGAGAGGACCUUCUUCCUCUUUGACAAAGCUCUGCUCAUCACCAAGAAGCGAGGCGAUCACUUUGUCUACAAGAGUCAUAUCCCGUGCUCCUCCCUGAUGCUGAUCGAAAGCACCAGAGACUCCCUGUGCUUCACCGUCACCCACUACAAGCACAGCAAGCAGCAGUACAACAUCCAGGCCAAGACAGUGGAGGAGAAACGGAGCUGGACUCACCACAUCAAGAGGCUCAUCCUGGAGAACCACCACACCACUAUCCCCCAGAAGGCCAAGGAAGCCAUCUUGGAAAUGGACUCCUACUAUCCCAGUCGGUACCGCUGCAGCCCGGAGCGCCUGAAGAAGGCUUGGUCCUCCCAGGACGAAGUGUCCACCCACGUGCGGCAGGGGCGCCGGCAGUCUGAGCCCACCAGACACCUGCUCAGGCAACUCAGUGAGAAAGGCGGAACAGCAGGAAUGAAGGAGAAGGGGCGUAGGGAGUCCGAAGGCCCCAAGAGCCGCAGAAGGCCCGGCGGCCGGUCUCCCACUAGUGCUGAGAAGCACAUGAGCUUUGAGUCCACCUCUUCGCUGCCAGAGGUUGAGCCAGGCCCUGAGCCUGAGACAGAGCAGGAAGUAUUUGCUGCUGUGGAAGGUGCCAGCAUCGAGGAGGUGCCCUCAGACAUGGAGUCUCCAGAAGUCCUGGAAACACAGCUUGAUGCCCACCAGGAGCUGCUGGGGAUGGCCCCCCCGGGUGACAUGGUGGACUUUGUGGUGGCCGAGAGCACCGAGGACCUUAAGACUCUGAGCAGUGAGGAGGAGGAGGAGGAGGAGGAGGAGGACGUGGGUGCCACGCAGGAGCCUGAGAGCCUCCUGCCGCCCUCCGUGCUGGACCAGGCCAGCAUCAUUGCCGAGCGGUUCGUCAGCAGCUUCUCUCGGCGGAGCAGCCUGGCCCUGGAGGAUGGCAAGGCCAGUGGCUUUGGGAGCCCGAGGCUGACAAGCCGGAGCAGCAGCGUGCUCAGCCUAGAGGGCAGCGAGAAGGGCUCGGCCCGGCGUGGCAGCACCACCGACGCCCUCGGCUCGCAGCCGCCCCCAGAGGUGGACAGCGGUGUGGGCGUGGCCACAGAGAGCAGCCCUUCGGUCAACGGGACGGAGCCCCCGAGCCCAGGCUGCCCUGCAGAGCCCGACAGGUCUUCCUGUAAGAAGAAGGAAUCGUCACUCUCCACCCGAGACCGGCUGUUGCUGGACAAGAUCAAGAGCUACUAUGAGAACGCGGAGCACCAUGAUGCGGGCUUUAGCAUCCGGCGCCGAGAGAGCCUCUCCUACAUCCCCAAAGGGCUGGUGAGGAACUCCGUUUCCAGAUUCAACAGCCUUCCCAGGCCGGACCCAGAGCCCACGGCUCCGCUGGGGCACAGGAGGCAGGUGAGCUCCCGGCCGGCUUCGUGGGCUAUGUUUGACCUCCCAGGCCCCGGCCAGGCGAGCGCUGGGGAGCCAGCUCCUAUCACAGAUGCUGAGUUCAGGCCGUCUUCAGAAAUUGUAAAGAUCUGGGAGGGAAUGGAGUCUACCGGGGAGAGCUCUCACAAGGGGCCUGGCCAAGGCCAGGCCAAUGGUUUUGACCUGCAUGAACCGCUCUUCAUCCUGGAGGAGCACGAACUGGGGGCCAUCACCGAGGAGUCGGCCGCCGCCUCCCCUGAGAGUGCCUCCCCCACGGAGCGGCCCAGCCCGGCCCACCUGGCCCGGGAGCUGAAGGAGCUCGUGAAGGAGCUGAGUGGCGACGUCCAGGGGGAGCUGGUGGCUCCACUGCACCCGCGCAUCGUCCAGCUCUCCCACGUGAUGGAUGGCCGCGUGAGCGAGCGAGUCAAGAACAAGGUCUACCAGCUGGCCCGCCAGUACAGCCUGCGGAUCAAGAGCAAAUCUGUGCCAGCCAGGCCACCGCUCCAAUGGGGAAAGGCGGCUCCCACCAUUCCCUGCCUGCAGGAGGAGGCUGGAGCACCCUCGGGCGGCAAAGGUAAGAGAAAGCCGGUGCUGUCCCUCCUCAACGAUGAGCAGACGGUGGCCCCGGAGCACAGCCCGCCCAAGCCCUGCUCUCCUCGGCAUUGCUCCUUCAGCCCCACUGCUGCCAGCCCGAGGACCACCUCGCCUGGGGUCCGGCCCUCCUCUCGAAGCCCCCUCAGCCCUUUCGACACUGAGACCUUCAACUGGCCUGAUGUCCGAGAGCUCUGCUCCAAGUACACCUCCCACGACGAGGCAUUCCAGGCCGAGGGCGGCCGGCCCCGUGGCCAGCCUGUCAACCGGAGCCGCUCGGUGCCGGAGAACAUGGUGGAGCCCCCUCUGGCGGGCAAGGUGGGCCGCUGCUGCAGCGUGGGCGCCAAGAGGGGCCGGGCAGACCCAGAGGCCACUCAGCCCCAGCCGCCUGGGGGAUUGGCCCAAAGCAGGCCAGUCGGAGAGGAAGCCCUGUAUGUCACCGCAGACCUCACCCUGGAGAACAACGGGCGGGUGAUCGUCAUGGAGAAGGGGCCUCUGCCCUGCCCCACUGCGGGGCUGGAGGAGGGCAGUGGGCAGAGACCAAGCUCACCAGCAGCCGCGGUGGGACAGGGGCUGGAUUUCCAGGAGUCUGGGAUUUCCAGGAGUCCAGAUUAUUGGCCAAAGGAAGAGGGUCCCAGGGACCCAGUGGACCCAGGCCAGCAGGGCAGAGUGAGAAACCUGAGGGAGAAAUUCCAGGCCUUGAACUCUGUAGGGUGAUUCUGAGUCCAAGGAGAGGGAGGAGCCGUGUGGCUGCGGGGGGGACGGGGAGGGACCACGGCAGGCUUGCCCUCAGGCCUGGCUCACCCUGCUCACGAGGGCCCCUGGAAGAAUGCUCCGGUGUACCCGGCAAGUGUCUUCACUGGGAACCGGCUGGUGCACCCCUGGGCUCGGGGCGACUUUCCACAGGCCCAGUUGAGCCUUUCUUCCCACCGAGGCCAGUGUGACCACUUCCCUUGUAUAUAGUUCUUUGGUGAGAAGCUGAAUAUUUAAGCUCUCCUCUUCCCAGGGAGAGCAAGUCGUGCUCAGGCCUCCAGUGUUGGGCUGACCACUGCCGGGCUGAGGCGCCCACCCGGAGGAGUCGUGGGGAGGUGGCCUGGGGAGGCUUUCCUCUUUGUGUCUUUUCUUAGGAUCCAGGCAGGAACCAGGCCCAUAAUUUAUUGCUUCCCAUUCCGCGGUAUAUUUGUGUGUGCACGUGAGAGUUUGUGUGUGUUCUUUUGUUGUGGAUUCCUCUCCCGUGAAGAAUGUAACGCGCUCAGUUCAGGUACUUUUGUAGGUUGUCUUGCUGAUCCUGUGGUUGUCACUAAUGUAUAUACAUUUCAUUAUUUGCCAAUGGUU
Messenger RNA from Puma concolor (puma), 4275 nucleotides. The record is from RefSeq and is a predicted model, not a curated record. Lineage: Eukaryota; Metazoa; Chordata; Mammalia; Carnivora; Felidae.